Molecule: messenger RNA, 1672 nt
Organism: Asparagus officinalis (garden asparagus)
Lineage: Eukaryota; Viridiplantae; Streptophyta; Magnoliopsida; Asparagales; Asparagaceae
Exons: 7
Coding region: 342-1400 (352 amino acids)
Cellular component (GO): Golgi apparatus
Molecular function (GO): antiporter activity; UDP-xylose transmembrane transporter activity
Source: RefSeq, a predicted model, not a curated record
AAAACCCCGUCUUUCGCGCCGAGUGAUAAGAGGGAGAGAAAAAGAUCGCAGCCUUUCUUUUUUAAAAAGAAAAAAGCUCCAAUAAAAAGAGUCUAGAAAUCAAGAACCUCACAGAUCUCUUUUUACUGUUGCUCUCUGUUUGCCUAGGUUUUCUCAAAUUCGAGAAAGAUUGAGGUCAAAUUCAGAUCCCGAUCUCAGAUCUAGGGUUUCGGUUCCAGUUCAGUCUCUGAGAUCUCGAUCUCGCUAGGUUUCGGAGAAUGAGCUCGAUUGGAGCUCUGAGAUCUUGCGUUUGGAUGUUUUAGUGCUAUAUUUUGUUUGUAGCGUUGAUUUAGCGAUCGAGAAUGGGCGAAGGCGAUAGGUUCCAGCUGGGGACCGUUGGUGCCUUGAGCUUGUCGGUGGUUUCAUCGGUCUCGAUCGUGAUCUGUAAUAAGGCACUCAUGAGCUCGCUUGGAUUCACUUUUGCUACUACUUUGACAAGCUGGCAUCUACUGGUCACAUUUUGUUCGCUUCAUGUGGCACUAUGGAUGAAAUUGUUUGAGCACAAGCCUUUUGAUGCAAGGGCGGUAAUGGGCUUUGGCGUACUCAAUGGGUGCUCCAUUGGAUUAUUGAACUUAAGCCUGGGUUUCAACUCUGUUGGUUUUUAUCAGAUGACAAAACUGGCCAUUAUUCCUUGCACUGUUUUAUUGGAGACUCUCUUCUUCAAGAAGGCAUUCAGUAGGCGAAUCCAGCUCUCACUUUCCAUCCUUCUUCUGGGUGUUGGCAUUGCAACUGUGACAGAUCUGCAACUCAAUGUUCUUGGAUCUGUCUUGUCUCUGCUUGCUGUUCUUACGACUUGCAUUGCUCAAAUUAUGACCAAUACCAUACAGAAGAAGUUUAAGGUUUCUUCGACUCAACUCCUGUAUCAGUCUAGCCCCUAUCAGGCAUUGACUCUCUUCAUUGUUGGUCCGUUUCUUGAUGGACUACUUACAAAUCAAAAUGUUUUUGCUUUCAAUUACACCCCUCAAGUUCUGGUGUUCAUUGUGCUAUCCUGUCUAAUAUCAGUCUCUGUCAACUUCAGUACAUUUCUUGUAAUCGGAAAGACAUCACCUGUGACCUACCAAGUCUUAGGUCAUUUGAAAACUUGCCUGGUCCUGGCUUUUGGCUAUGUUCUACUUCACGAUCCAUUUAGCUGGAGAAAUAUAUUUGGCAUUCUUGUUGCUGUAGUCGGAAUGAUUUUAUAUUCAUACUUCUGCACAACUGAGAGCCAGCAGAAAGCUAGUGAAGCAUCGGCUCAGCUGCCACAGGUGAAAGAAACCGAAUCUGAUCCGCUACUUAAUAUGGAAAAGGAAACAACUACAGCUGCCAAUAGUGUUGCCCCACAGGCCUUGGCUUGGAGCUCCAACAAAGAUCUGAGUGUAUGAAAUCUUACCGUUUCUUCUGAAAUCAAAUAUCAAGUUCUUCAGCAGGUUCACUCUAUCAGCUCAAAAGGAACUUUUUGAAGACAGCCCAUGCAUUCUCUCAACUACCAUUCUCUUGCGAACCCCAAUUCAAAGUAUCAGAAAGUUAAAUACGUAUUUUUCUUCCCAUUUUAAGCUGGUGAUUUGAUAAUGUGAUUAGCAACUGUAUUCAUAUAACACUAGAGAAUUAGCCCUCAAAAUUCUAUCAGAAAGCAAAGGUUUUGACCUCUUAUUUU